Cyprinodon variegatus (sheepshead minnow) is the source of this 2727-nucleotide messenger RNA. RefSeq names its product protein FAM19A2-like (gene tafa3a). The record is from RefSeq and is a predicted model, not a curated record. The transcript has 5 exons. Gene Ontology annotation, molecular function: receptor ligand activity. Lineage: Eukaryota; Metazoa; Chordata; Actinopteri; Cyprinodontiformes; Cyprinodontidae. Bases 424 to 822 code for a protein of 132 amino acids.
ACCAAGCUGUUGCCAAAGCCGAAUCAUACGCAUUUCGUUGGAGGAGGAUUGUAAAAAAAGAAGUGAUAAAAUCUCAGUCUGCUUUAAUCCAAAAACUAUGAGUGACUGUUGGGCUGCAGCGGCUCUGUGGCGGAUGGCAAGUUGUGAGUCAGACCUGGAGGACGCGCAACUUUUAUAGACUUUCAAGUCCGCUGCUUGUGAGUAACCAGCAGCGCAGUUUAGAGUCCUUUGACUCCUGGAUUGCGCGUCUGGAGAGCUUUGGCAUCAGAGCGCGGCGUGUUUCAGUUCGCUGCUGCCCAGGGCGUCUCUGAUCGAGAAGGAGAUGAUAAAUCCACUAAGAACAUGUUUGUGGUGUUUGCGGGUUGCAAUGGAGAAUAAAUGAACUGGACGUUUAUCGGGAUUAACUGAGAGCACAAAAGCAGAAUGCAGGAGAGGGAUCUACAGAGCAUGUGCAGAAGGGUGCUGCUUCUGACCAUCUGUUUGGUGUCUCUCUUGGGACAAUUGACAAGUGCAUCAUCACACCGAAGCCACAUAGUACACGUGAAAGCAGGAACCUGUGAGGUAAUUGCUGCACACCGAUGCUGCAACAAGAACAAGAUCGAAGAAAGAUCCCAGACUGUCAAAUGCUCCUGCUUCCCUGGACAGGUGGCGGGAACAACAAGAGCAGCUCCAUCUUGUGUAGACGCAUCAAUAGUUGCACAGAAGUGGUGGUGCCAGAUGCAUCCCUGCAUGGAUGGAGAAGAGUGUAAAGUGCUACCAGAUCUCAAAGGAUGGAGCUGCAGUACAGGAAACAAAGUAAAGACAACAAAGGUUACCCGAUAGUUGUAUUUUUCCAGAACAAAGAUAUAUGGACCCAAGAUGUGUCUUUUACCAUCACAGAAGGACAUUUUGGAUCCCAAGGAAUUAAUGGACUGGCAGAAACCAGGGACCAACACGGACAUUAGUCUCAGACAUUCCAGUGAAUGAAAAGAGGGAAUGUAUGAGGAAACUCACAUGAGACUACAGUCCCUAACAGAUUCUUGACUUUUUGUCUAGCAUCAACAGUAGCUUAUUCUCUACUCUGCUGCCCACCAAAUCUCUCUUUGUAAUAUACUUCUAAUCCAAUGGAUUUCAAAACCCAACAAUGAUGUUAUCUAUUUAUUGACUUUAAAAACUGGAUAAGACAGUGAAAAAAAUCACCCUCAAAACAUGUGAUGUGAAACUUUUGUGUCAUGUUCUUGCUACAAGAAGCCCUGGGACUUUGGUGCAUAUCUCUGUGGAGGCUCUUGUGAGGUCAUACGCAUUUUAAUUCCUUUUAGCCUUAUGGAGGAGAUGUCUCUUCUGUUUCCUUUUGUUCAUUUGAAAAAGAAAAGCCUGAUAUUUCUUCUUUUAAACUUUAUUAGGAUGAUUAGUCCACUUUGAAAAGACACGUGCAAUAAAAACACCCAGAAAUAAAAAAAAGUAAUUAAAGGUCAACGUAGCUGUGUUCUGCAAAAUGCUUAAAUGGUAUCUGUUAUUUCAAAGCCUGGUGACUGCUAUUCAUUACAAAUGUCAACAUUAUCUCAAUAAAUCUAACUCAAUGAAUAUUGCUUUUUUUUUUUUUUUUUUAGAAUAAUUGCAGUCUGUGUUGUAUUGUUGAAUUGCAGGAGCUCAGCAUGUUAAGCAAAUGUUCAGGCAAAUAAAACAGGGGGGAGGAUCACUCGAAGAUAAUCAGGCUUGAUCUCAUGGUGGAACAGAAAUGUGAAAAUCAGCAAAUACAGAAAUAGGAUGUGGACAAAGUAGAAAAGGGAAAAUGCAUCCUACCAGUUUUCCUCAUAUGAGCAGACUUUACAAGAAUAGAUUUCUUAAAUCUAUUCCAUGGAUACAUUCAUGCAGUAAUGGUGCUUCCCCAAUCUUUUGUUCCUGUUUUGUUUUUUACUCUUGAAUGUUAAAUAUUCUUUGAAUUUAAAAAUCACACGAAGGUAAUCUUAGUAAAUUCAAAUUUGAAUUAUGAAACUUUUAUAUUAAGCAACAAACGCUAUCCCUUAGCAGUGUAGUUUAUUGCUAUAAAGGGAAAGUCUUAAUGAUCAUCUAUAUAUUUAUUGCUAAAAUUGUGCUAGAUCUUUUAAUUCUUUUUGGUAAGCAGUUAUUCUUGCCUUGUUAGUGGGUAUUAUGCACAGUCUCAUAAUAAGGGUCAAUUCUUAAAGGUAUAGUGGAGGAUCUUUAUGAAUAAAAAAAAAAAAAACUGCCCUCCCUUUACCCACUCCUGAGAGAAAACGCCUAUUAAAUGCAUUCAAGAGUGUGCACAAGCCCAUUUCACCUUGUGCAAGCUCUGUUUAAAAGUUGCUGUUUGCAUCACUCAUAAAAACUUGCUUUCCAAAAGAAGAUGUGCAAUUUUUCCACGUUAAACUCACAAACAGGUGUUAUGCCAAGAAAUACCAGUCUGCUGAGAAUUACCUCUCCUUUCGCACAAUGAUGAGAAAACUGAUAGAAAUAUGAAUGAAAAGAGAACUUUAAAAUAUAUUCUUAAUAUUCUUAUAUUUCUUAUGCAUGGAUGCCUUAAAAUUAUGAGUUUUUGUUGGACGGAUAAAUGCAGAGAAAUUCCUGCCCCUGACCAAAAAGCGUGAAUUGCCCUAAAGUCUCACGUAUUGAGAAAAUGAAUUGACAUAUGAACAAAAAGGGAACUUUUAAACAUAUUCCUAAUGUUUUGUCAGAAAUGAUAGAAUUGUGUUGAUAGCAAAACCGAGAGAUGCUAUCUACUGAGUAGAG